UUUCUGAACUUGCUCUAGUGUUCGGUUCAGGAGAAGGUGGAGGAAAAAGUGUUCAUGACAGCGAAAAAAGUUUAAUAUUUUGAUCAAACAGUUGAAAAAUUUGUUUUACAGUAAUAUACAAGUUAUAUUUUGGUCUAUAAGACGAAUAUCGAUUAUGUCACUGGUGUAUUAAUAAAAUCCCCGUCGGUAGCUGGCUGCCAGCGCCGAGCGAGAAAGUGCUACGUGAAAGUUUACGCGAAACAGCGGAGAGCGGAGGAGUUUUUCCUGUUGGUGUAAAGUGCUUCGGAACUUGGCACUUUCACUGCGACUGCUGCUGUUAUUCGGUGGUUUCCCUUCUCCCGAAGGGUGCUCGGUCAUAAAUCGUCGCGAAUAUCGGAAGAAACAGCCAGACAGCGCACGGGAAACACAGAAAAACGGCACAGCAGAAAGUCGAGAAAAGUAGGACAAAACCAUUUUCACUAAUACCGUCCAUCAUCGCAUCAACUGCAGAAUAAUCGCUGAGCAAAAUGACAACCGUGCCAAAUCAGGAAGACCUGGAGGCAAGAAUUGCUAGGAUCAAAAAACGCAACGAGGAGAUUGAGAAGAAGCACCGAGAAGCCGAAGCAGAUCGUUUAAUGGCAAUGAAGGAGAACGCCAUGGUGGAGAUCAAACCUCCGAAGGAUGAUGAUUGGCCACGGGAGCAUAAAUAUGAUAAGAUUGAGUUCACGUACGAUCUGGAUGCAGAUGCACUGGCAGAACUCGAAGAGAAAAAGAAAGAGAAAAACGCAUUCAUUCAAAAAAUUGCCAAGGAUUAUAAAGUCUUUGCCGAAGGCGAAGGGCCACCGCCGGAUCCUGCGUACAGUUUUCUGGCAGAUGUCGAACGGGAUGGUGAAAAAAUUAUGCCUACGAAUAUUAACAUUAUCAAUAAAAGCAACAAGAAUAACUUUGAGCGAAAAAAUCCAAACAAUCGAAGUGGUCGCCUCUUAAGUGGCAGUGCCAUCGUCGGCAGCAGCAAUCGUGGACGAGGUGGAAUUGCAGUCGGUGGCGGAAAGUCGAAUUACAGUGGAAACUUGCAAAGAUCACUAUCGACUAAUGAGCACGAUGGCAGAUCCAGGCCGGAACAUAGUCGUUUCAAUAACACUAGGACAGGCGGAAUAGGAGUUGGUAGCGGCACCGGAGAAGGUCGCUGGCGUCGUGAUUGGGAGGGCGAUAGGAGCAAGGACGACAACUGUAUCCACAAUCAAAGCAAUGGGUUCAAGGGUGAGCCAAAUUUGACCGUAUCUAUUUCACAAGAUGGGGAAUUUAAAAGUGUGAAAGUGACAUCACCACCAAUUAUUGGCAGCGGUCGGGUUGGUCCACGUCAACCAGCGAAGCCACAGUUCCAAUUUCAAACGACUGGCAAUCAGCCAAUGGAUUAUCACUCUCAACAUGGCCAUCCCCAGCAGCAAAGUACUAAACCAUCAUCGCAUCAACGAAGUAACAAUGAAAACUUCAAUCGAAAUGUGACUGGGCGAAAAUCUGAUAAAGAAGCUAAACGGACACCUAGAACCGGUGGUCAACAAACGGCAGCAAAUAAACUGGCUGCAGGUGGAAGCGUCCAGGAUCGGUUGAAUCGCAAUCGGGUUGUAAACAUCGAUAGAAACGAAAACACCAUAAAGGUCAGCACGAAUGGGAGCAUUCAUUCGGUCGAAAAUGGUUCUCACUCCUUAAAAACAAACGCUACAUUAAAAACGAUUUCCAAGAUUAUCGAAAAGAAUGCUGAGAUCGAUGAAAAACUAGCCCGCCAAAUGCAUCACGAAAACGAAAAGAUGGCUAGUCGUAUGAAAGAGCUCCGUAUGCAAGAUGGAGCUUAGACAAACCUGGCACCGGGCGGGAUCGACUUUUGUUAGAUUAGUGCACAGCAGCCAAUUUAACACUGCGAGAUUCACUUCCCCUAUCCCUGCUAACACUAUUACUAGGUAAUGAAGUAUCUGCGGGGGAUUAUAUUGGUACACUCGGCAGCUUUUGAACCAUAAUGCAAACCCUAGAACAUGAUGAACAUCACAAUCUAACCAGUCUAGGCGAAGAACAUAACGCAAUUCAUAACUAUCGGCGUGCAGGCUAACGCAACAACCAGUUUUAUUCGAUUGAUACUGUCCUAUUUAUUAUUUAUAUACACACUUAACGUAUUUUAACCUAAAUCUUAUCGAAACGAAUUUGCUGCAUAUUUAAUUAUAUCAACUAAUUAUCAAGUAUGCAUGUUACAUUUUGUCAUUUAUUUUACCUACACGUUAUACGAUCGGAAGCAUUUAGACACCUACACCCAUUUAUCCCAUUGAGGCAAGUUCAAAAUUUGUUUCUUAUACAUUUCAUUUCACGUUUUUAUUAUUAGCAUGGCAAUAUAAAAAUGCGUAUUCGUAAAGUGUUAAAAUAUAUUGC
Molecule: messenger RNA, 2397 nt
Organism: Topomyia yanbarensis
Lineage: Eukaryota; Metazoa; Arthropoda; Insecta; Diptera; Culicidae
Exons: 4
Coding region: 507-1832 (441 amino acids)
Source: RefSeq, a predicted model, not a curated record